AUGGAGAAGUCGAGUAGCGAGGAUUCUUCGAUCCACCGGAGUCCAUCUUUGGACAGCAAGGACUCGGACUUUGCCAAGCCGUCCACCUCGGGCCGCCCGUUUGGCCGCAGCUUUGCUGCCGGCGCCUUCUACGGCAACGCGGGCUCCCGGGGCCAGAGCCACGCCGAGGCCGGCGUUAAGACCGACAAGUACAAUGCACCCAAAGGCAGCAAGUACGUGGUGUUUUACCUGGACCUCUCCUUUGUUUUCCUCCUAGAAUUUAAAAAGUGCAACAUGGCCAGGGGCUGCCUCUGCUGCUUGAAGUACAUGAUGUUCCUCUUCAAUUUGAUAUUCUGGCUCUGUGGCUGUGGGCUGCUUGGAGUGGGCAUCUGGCUCUCCGUGUCCCAAGGCAACUUUGCCACCUUCUCCCCCAGCUUCCCCUCGCUGUCUGCAGCCAACCUAGUCAUCGCUGUAGGCACCAUUGUCAUGGUGACGGGCUUCCUCGGCUGCCUGGGGGCCAUCAAGGAAAACAAGUGCCUCCUUCUCAGUUUUUUCAUCGUCCUGUUGAUCAUCCUCCUAGCAGAGUUGAUCUUACUUAUCCUGUUCUUUGUCUACAUGGACAAGGUAAACGAGAAUGCCAAGGAGGACCUGAAACAAGGCCUGCACCUGUACAACACGGAGAACAACGUGGGCCUUAAGAACGCCUGGAACAUCAUCCAGGCUGAGAUGCGAUGCUGUGGUGUCACCGACUACACAGACUGGUACUUAGUGCUGGGAGAGAACACGGUUCCCGACCGCUGCUGCAUAGAGAACUCCCAGGGCUGUGGGCGCAACGCCACCACCCCCCUGUGGCAAACGGGCUGCUACGAUAAGGUGAAGAUGUGGUUUGAUGACAACAAGUAUGUGCUCGGCACGGUGGGGAUGUGCAUCCUUAUCAUGCAGAUUCUGGGCAUGGCCUUCUCCAUGACCCUCUUCCAACACAUCCACCGGACGGGUAAAAAGUAUGACGCGUGAGAGGGCAGCUGGGAGCGCCCCAGUCCCCCACCCGGACGCUCUGUACGAGGGAAGAUUUGAGCUUUGUGUCUCCUGCCUGCACUCUCCAGACUGCUGACCCCUGCACCCUUCCCCGCCCAACCUGCCCUCCCCUGCCAGCCCCACCUUGGCCUAAGACUUCUCUGUGGAUGGAGGGCCAGGGAGGAGGCACACAGAGACCUCAGGGAGCUGGGGGCGCUGGGCUCCACACCUGCAUCUAUCUGUGUAAUUGCCAAAGAAGACAGGGUGGGCUGGGGGCAUGCUCGAGGAGGAAAGUCCCCUGGCACUGAUGCAUUUCUGCCCUCUGCCCCUCCUCAUACUGACACUGUCUCUCCUUGUGGACAGACUGUCCCAGCAGAGGCUACUGCCGUCCACGACGCCCCAUGGGAACAUGGGAGAGCUGGUGGGGUGGGGAGCCUGACGGCGUCCAGGCCAGGCCCCUGGGAGCAUCUUGCCCAGGCUUUUUAUACCUUACAGUGUAACUUUUUUAUUGUAUUUUACUCUAAUUACGAUUAUUCAGGAAUAUUAUCUCGCAGAUACACUUAGGGGUAGCUUUCUGAUGUAUAACUUUUUACUGCGUUGAUUUCUUUAAUGGUUUAAAUUUUUUUUUUUUCCUGAGGGUGGGGGACAGGUGGGGAGAGAGGACAUUGUCCAGUUUCAAUCAGGACAAACCAUGGCUCCACACUCAGGAGGCCCUUGGGUGAGAUGCACCAGGCCCUCGCUCAAAUGCACUGGGAAGAAGUGGUGCGUACCUUGGAUGGAGGACCAUGGCCAGGGUGUGGCCAGGAGGUGGGAGCCGUGUGAAGAUGGCUGUCUUUGGCCUGGUGUCUGGGAUUCUGCAGGGGGGCAGAAGAGCCUGGAAGAGCAGGUGAAGUCGAGGAGCAUGAAGCAAGCAUGGAAGAGGAUCCUGCACAGAGCAAUGAUGUUUGCUAGCUGAGGGUUAGAGGCCUGAGCAGUGGGGGAGUCCUCUAGGGGCCAGCUAAGUGCUUUGCCAGGAAUGCGGCCGGAGCUGGCAUGGGUCCUUACAGUUUUCACUGAUGAGCAUAUUUUCCCUUCUUCCUCCUGCCCUCUGCUGACACAGGAGGCCUCCCCUUCCACCCCAUGCGGGCAUUCCCGCACCAGGUUCUGCAAACCCGUUACUUUCACAGACAUUCCUGCUAGAAACUCUCAGACAAAUACCUCUCUAGUUCAGAUGCUGCUCACUUUUCUUACAUUGCUUUUGGAAGGGGAAACAGUCCUUACAUUUUUGUUGCUCAGAGGGUGGCAAAGGACCUGUGACCACUAGAUGUUGGAGGUAGAGCUGGCGCCCACAAUCAUCCCAGCCAGAAUCACUCGGCCUGAUUACCCUGCCAGGAAGGGGUGCAAGACAUCCAUUGGGUCUCAGGACCCUCAUCUUCUUCCUCAGGGCCCAGCCAUCUCUGCGGCAGGGCCUCCUUAGCGGGGUGGGUAGUGAUCAUGUCCCAGGUGAUCCCAAGGACGAAUGACAGAGAAGUCAGACUGGAUCUUGUUGCAGCUGUUCCACGAAGAAAGCAGCUGAAGUCAUGGCGUGUAGCGUGAACAAGUAGGGUGUGGUGAGGUGUCCAACUACAGUAGGAUCUGACUUAUGCUGGCCUCAUUUAACAAUCUGCAGUAAAAAAAAAAAAAAGUCAAGAAUCCAUGGAACUGAAUUCAAAAAUGUUACCCCCCAGCUAGCUUGGAUCCAGUGGCAGUGUGCUGGCUGGGACCUUGCGUGGGCGGCUGCCUUUCACCUGUAAUAUUUGGCUCUUUACCUGGAUUUCGCACUCGAUCUGCUCUCUCCUUUAACGUCCAUCGUCCUGUUCCAAGAUCCAAGACAUGGCCAUCCAGCCAACCAGUAAUUCAUCCAUUUACCUUAAAUAACGUGCAAAUUGGGACCAGGAGUAUAGGACUUUUGGCGUGUUCAGGAUUCAUGCAUUUGGGGGGGGUGGUUUGGGUGAGGGGUGGAGAGUAGGGCGGUCUCAGAGCGUUGGGCCAGGUCCAGGCCACCUCCCUGAGAGGGGAGUGGUGGUGCUGAUGGGAAGCACCAGGAAGGCAGGUUCCAGAUGGGGCCAGUAGCACACGGUAGAAACAAGCUGCCUUUCAGUCCUGGCCCAUCUUCCUGGUAAGGAGCUUCCGCUGCCUGCCUGGAACCUGAAACUGUAGAACGCAGAGCAGACACGCUCCCGCAGAGACACUUAGCAAACAAGUGUUCAAGUCACACAGUGGGACCUGGUGCAUAAUGAGUUUUCUCUGUGGGUGGGAGGGGUGGGUUUGUUUAUGCCUAUCAAUGCAAUUUUUCAUUUUUGUUAAAAUCAACAGCAGAAGCCUAGUGCACUGGGGGCGAAUGACCUCCCUGGCAAACAACGUUUCUGGUGAGCUUCAGGGGCUUCCUCUGGCCCUGGAGCCUUUGCCACAGCCCCCUCCCUCCCCCACCAAACCCCACCUUGUCUGUCUGUUUGUAGAGCCUUGUCCAGGGUUCCCCAAACUGCCUUCUUGCCUCACCCUGUGCUUGGCUGUUGGUCACUUGGCCGAGUCUACAUUGGCCUGGAGUCUCUGUGGACAGGGGUGGGCUACUGCCAAGCCCCUCACCUGUCUGUCUGUAAGUGGUCCCCAUGCCACGCAGUAAGGCUGUUGUGGAGUGCCAGUGAUGGCGGUCAGGUCUUCUCAGCUUCUCCUGACUUGGAUCUCAUUGGGGCAGAAUUAACUGAGUGCAUUUCCUCACUCUCAGCUUCCCUUGCUAACGUCAGAGUUAGUUCAAUCAGGUCUGUUGCAAGCAAUUUACAGACUUGACUCAGAAGUCCCUUAGGAUUUUCAGACAACUUCAAGGAAUGUCUAAUGUAGACUCAGCCUUCCUCUGCAGCCCUCUCUCAGAGGAGGUGGGAGGGCAGGGCUGAGGACUGCCCCGGGGAGGGUGGGCAGUAGGUGUCGGGCACGAGUCUCCACCUGCCACCCUCUGCACCCCCAGCUGAUCCUCUACCACCCGCCCCCUACCCAGAGCUGGAGUGCUGUCACCCCCUCCCUGCCAGCAUGGGCCUGCAUCUUGGGCUCUCAAUCUGGAAAGGUUGCCGACCUGACCCCAGACCCCAGGCCCUCUCGCAGAUGUUCUGGCUUUGAAUGAGGUGACCAUCUGUCCUUUGGUGGCCAAGGAGCAAUCUAAGCAGAUGGAUGUGACUGUCCCCUCCUCUCCAGCCCCCUGCCCACCCACUGGUGGAGGUGCUAACUAGCAGGGACAUGGCAUAGGACAGGAGCUGGGUGCGAGGUGCUCCAGGUCACUCCUUGUCCCUUAGCCUUUCAGAGUCCAUCCAGCCCCCCAGGGUUCCCGUUAGCCCAUUUUCCUCCUCUCCACCGCAGUAAGGAGUCGUCAGGAGUGGGGCCUGGCUCCCUGCUUGGAAGGGGGCUCUGAGGAGGGGAGGCCUUGGGGGAGCCUCCCCACACCCCGACUGCCACCCGCCUCAGGGCAGAAUGGGAGAGCACGCUUGUGGGUUUCAGAUGCACUUUUCUGCUUGCAAUGCCGUACCUGCGCGUUUCCUCCAUCCUGGUCCCGGCUUUAUUUAACACCAUGUUUAUAGCAUGUUUUUGAAUAAAAACUGAUAAUGUGUCAACAGCA
This is a messenger RNA of Trichechus manatus latirostris (Florida manatee), 4615 nucleotides long. It is a transcript of the gene TSPAN9, whose product is annotated as tetraspanin 9. The transcript is spliced from 7 exons. NCBI's taxonomy places the organism in Eukaryota, Metazoa, Chordata, Mammalia, Sirenia, Trichechidae. Gene Ontology annotation, cellular component: plasma membrane. The coding region runs from base 1 to 993 and encodes 330 amino acids. The record is from RefSeq and is a predicted model, not a curated record.